Molecule: messenger RNA, 2136 nt
Organism: Dictyostelium discoideum AX4
Lineage: Eukaryota; Evosea; Eumycetozoa; Dictyosteliales; Dictyosteliaceae
Gene: trap1
Product: heat shock protein Hsp90 family protein
Exons: 1
Coding region: 1-2136 (711 amino acids)
Biological process (GO): protein folding
Cellular component (GO): cell cortex; mitochondrion; cytoskeleton
Molecular function (GO): ATP-dependent protein folding chaperone; ATP hydrolysis activity; ATP binding
Source: RefSeq, a predicted model, not a curated record
AUGCAAAGAACACUUAGUAAAGUUAUAUUGAAUAGUGGUAAAAAUAAUUUACUUAAAUCAAGUAAUUUAUUAAAUUCAAAUUUAUUAAAAGCAACCACUACAAAUAUAAUUGGAAUUAAAACAAUUAAUAACAAUAACAAUGUUAAUAGUAUUAUUGGUUUCAAAAGUUUAAAUAAAAGAUAUUUUACAAGUAAUACACCAAAAGUUGAAGAGGAAGAUGAUGAAAUUGCACCAGAUGAAGCAAUUAAAGCAGAGGAAAAAAUUAAAGAAACUGAAAGAGUAAUUGGUUUAUCAGAGAAAUUAUCAUUCCAAACUGAAACUCAAAAGAUUUUACAUAUUGUAGCAGAAAGUUUAUACACAGAAAAGGAAGUUUUCAUUAGAGAAUUAAUUUCAAAUGCAUCAGAUGCAAUUGAAAAGGUUAGACAUACUCAAUUGACAAAUGCAUCAAUGAUUGAGGAUGCAUCAAUUCCAUUUGAAAUUAAAAUUUCAACUGAUGAAGAUAAUAAAACAUUGAUCAUUCAAGAUUCAGGUAUUGGUAUGACAAAAGAUGAAAUGAUAAAGAAUCUUGGUAAGAUUGGUUAUAGUGGUAGUAGUGAUUUCAUUAAGAAACUUGGAGAGAAUCCAGAUAAAGCAUCUAUUAUUGGUCAAUUUGGUGUUGGUUUCUACAGUUGUUUCAUGGUUGGUCAUACAAUUAAAAUCUAUACUAAAUCAGCUACACCAGGAUCAAAAGGUUAUUUAUGGGAAAGUGAUGGUACCGGUAGUUAUUCAAUCACUGAAGCAGAGGGUGUUUCACGUGGUACAAAGAUUAUCAUUCAUUUGAAACCAAGUUCCUAUGAAUAUAGUAAGAAAUCAAUCGUUGAAAAUAUCAUUAAAAAGUAUAGCAAUUUCGUUGGAUUCCCAAUCGCUUUGAAUGGUACCACUGUAAAUACAAUUAAACCAUUAUGGACCUUAAAUAAGAAUGCGAUCUCUGAAGAAGAACACAAAGAAUUCUAUCAAUUCCUUAGUAAAUCAUAUGAUACUCCAUCUUAUAGAGUUCACUUUUCAACCGAUACACCAUUAUCAAUUCGUUCAAUCUUUUAUAUUCCAUCUCAACAUAUGGAGAAAUAUGGUAUGGGUAAAAUGGAACCAGGUGUUUCAUUAUUCUCAAGAAAGGUAUUAAUUCAACAAAAAGCCAAUGGUAUCUUACCAGAAUGGAUGCGUUUCGUACGUGGUGUCGUUGAUAGUGAAGAUAUCCCAUUAAACGUUUCUCGUGAACAUUUACAAGAUAAUGGUUUAAUUCAAAGAAUUUCCUCAGUUUUAGUUAAAAGAAUCUUAAAACAUUUAAAUGAUGAAGCUAAAAGUGAUCCAGAGAAAUUCAAUGUAUUUAUGACUGAAUUUGGUGGUUUCUUCAAAGAGGGUAUUAUCACCGAUUUCAAAUGGAAAGAUGAAAUCUCAAAACUCUUAAGAUUCGAAUCUUCAAAUGGUUCUACCGCCUCUAAAACUGACGCUGUUUCAUUGGAACAAUACGUUUCUCGUAUGAAACCAGAACAAAAAAAUAUUUAUUUCUUAUCAGUCCCAAAUCGUGCCGUUGGUUUAUCAUCCCCAUACUAUGAACCAUUCCAAUUGAAAGAUAUUGAAGUCAUCUUUUUAUAUAACGCCGUUGACGAAUUCGUCUUAACAAAUGUCGGUCACUUUGGUGACAAGAAAAUCGUUUCUGUAGAAUCAAAAGAAGCUGAAGAAUUUUUAGCAACAAAUCAAGACAAAAAGACUGAAACCCUCUCUCAAGAUGAAAUCGAUAAAUUUUUAUCAUGGGUUUCCACCGUCGCUUCAGAUAAAGUCACUCAAGCAAAAUCAACAACUCGUUCAAUCUCUUCACCAGCUAUUAUCAUCGAUCAUGAAUCUGCAAACUUCCGUCGUAUGUUGAAAAUGGUUGAACCUGGUAAACAACAUGAAACUCCAAAACAAGUCGUUGAAUUCAAUAUGAAUCAUCCAAUUAUCUUGAAAUUAGUUCAACAAACUGAAUCAAAUCCAACAAUCGCAAAAUUAGUUAUUGACCAAGUUGUUGAUAAUGCUUUCGUUAGUGCUGGUUUAAUUGAAGAUAAUAGAGAAAUGAUUCCACGUAUUAAUCAAUUAUUAGAUUCAUUAUUAACAAAAUAA